CGUAGCUCAUACCCUCGCGAGCCUUUCUCUAACUUUUGCCACUAGGAGCAGCACCAUGCUUGGCAUCCUUCUCCGCCUGCUUUCUUUCCUCGGUUUCAUCUUCGUCACCGCAGCUGCACAAAACCCGCCACCUUAUCGUCCCUCUGAAAUGAUACUCAUCAACUGCGGUGCAUCAUCUGAUGAUGCAUCAGGAGACGGCAGGCUUUGGAGCGGUGAUGUCCAGUCCAAAUUCUGUCCCUUCAACUCUCAGACCUCCCCAGCUUCUGAAGCCUAUCAACAAGACCAGUCAGUAGACCGCGUACCGUAUAUGACAGCCAGAAUAAUUCACUCUAAACUCACCUGCACUUUCCCUGUCUUGCCCGGUCCAAAAUUUAUCCGUCUCUACUUCUAUCCAGAUACAUACUCAGAUCUCAGUGCAUCGGAGUCCUUCUUCACCGUCACUGCAAAUAAUUACACUCUUCUUAGCAACUAUAGUGCCUAUCUAGCUGUUUCUGCUAAUAAAAACCAAACAGGUCCCUACAUCUUCAAGGAAUUUAUAGUCACUGUAUGGGACAACCAAGAGCUAAAAUUGACAUUUACUCCAUCUCCAAGCUCUUUUGCAUUCAUUAAUGGCAUAGAAAUUGUUUCCACACCAAAUGGUCUCUAUACAAGAGACAUGAAUAAUCCUUAUACCCUUGUAAACUCCGAUUUAAAUACUGCCUUUCAGUUCGAUAACGCCACCUCUCUGGAAACAGUUAUCAGGCUAAAUGUUGGAGGUCAAAACGUAAAUGAUACAGGGAUGUUUCGAACAUGGCGUGAGGAUUCCAAAUACAUCUUUGGUGGAGCAUAUGGCACUGCUCAUAAGUGGCGUGAUGAUGUGACGAUAAAAUACACCAAGGAUACCCCUGCAUACACUGCACCACCUGCUGUUUACAUUACUAAACGCUCCAUGGGUCCUGAACCUCGCGUGAAUCUAAAUUACAACCUCACUUGGCACUUCCCUGUUGAUUCCGGGUUCAAGUACCUUGUCAGGCUCCAUUUCUGCGAGACUGACAAUUUUAUUACUGAUAUAAAUCAACGGGUGUUUUUCAUAUUCAUCAAUAAUGUGACAGCAGAAAUUGAAGCAGAUGUAUUCCACUGGAGCGGCGGUAGGGAUAUUCCAGUAUAUAAAGACUAUGUCAUUGAUGUCCCGGAAGGAAGCCCCAGCAACCAGGAUUUAUGGCUCGCUCUACACCCCAAUAUCCAUUCAAAUCCUACAUAUGCUGAUGCCAUCUUGAACGGUAUAGAGAUAUUCAAGCUGAACAAAUCAGAUGGUAAUCUCGCCGGACCAAACCUUGAACUAGUAGUGGUUCCUGGACCACCAGAGCAGCGCCCAAACUUAGAGGGGAGGACGAGGAAAGAGUCAUCUCAUGUUGUAGUUAUUGUUGGAGCUGUUGUAGGCGUUGUAUUUGCUUUCGCUCUAAUCUUAUAUUUCUCUGUCUACCGACCAAAAUCGAAAGCCAAGGACAAGUCGUCCAUUCUCCUAUUCUCUUACACAUCUAGCUGUGCCACAAUUGCUUUACCACUGCCGACUGAUCUUUGUCGUAAAUUCACGAUAGCCGAGAUCAGAGCAGCUACAAGAAAUUUUGACGAUCAAACUGUUAUUGGUUCAGGGGGAUUUGGUACUGUGUACAAAGGCUACAUUGAGAGUGGUUCCAUACCAGUUGCCAUCAAACGGCUAGCUUUAUCUUCGAAGCAAGGGAUCCGCGAGUUCCACACAGAGAUUGAAAUGUUGUCCAAGCUCCGCCACCUUCAUCUUGUGUCUUUGAUUGGAUACUGCGAUGAUCAAGGUGAGAUGAUACUUGUAUAUGAGUACAUACCGCAUGGUAACCUUCAAGAUCAUCUGUACAAAACAAAGAACCCUCCUCUUCCGUGGAAGCAAAGACUACAAAUAUGCAUAGGUGCGGCACGAGGGUUGCACUAUCUUCAUACGGGUGCAAAGCAUAGCAUCAUCCACCGUGAUGUGAAGUCAUCAAACAUACUAUUAGACCGGAAUUGGGUGGCCAAGGUUUCGGAUUUUGGCUUGUCAAAAACAGGUCCCACUGGUGAUGGCCAAACACAUGUCAGUACUGUUGUUAGAGGUAGUUUUGGGUAUCUUGAUCCAGAAUACUAUCGCAGGCAACAGCUCACUGAGAAAUCAGAUGUGUACUCAUUUGGGGUGGUGUUGUUUGAAGUACUAUGUGCCCGGCCACCAGUGGUCUCAAGCCUACCAAAAGAAGAAGUGAUUUUGGUUGAUUGGGCACGAAAAUGCUACCGCAGAGGAGCCCUUGAUCAGAUUAUUGACCCACGGUUGAAAGGUGAUAUAGCAGCUGUCUCUUUAAACAAGUUCGGAGAGAUUGCUGAUUAUUGCCUGCGUGACACAGCAACUGAACGGCCGACAAUGGGUGAUGCGGUAUGGAGCCUUGAAUUUGCCUUGCAGCUUCAAGAAACUGCUGAGAAAUUUGUCAAUGGCGGCGACGUUUUCAGUGAGAGCCAGAUAGGGUCAUCUGUAACACAAGAAGUGACUACCACUGAUGAUGAUGAGCUAUUUACACUUUCAGGUGGACCAAUGUCAGAUUCAAGGAGCACAGUUAGCACUGGUGAAGGGAGUGCCAGCAACAAAUUGAUCCUGUCAGGGACUGUAUUUUCACAAAUAAUGAAUCCACAGGGACGAUGAAUUUGUCCUUCUUCUCUUCUCUGUUUCUAGUAAUAAUUAGCAUGUGUAAUGCUACAUUCAGUAGUAUCUUCAAUUUGCUCGAAGGUAGCUAGACUUGUUCUUCCUGAUCA
Molecule: messenger RNA, 2784 nt
Organism: Hevea brasiliensis (rubber tree)
Lineage: Eukaryota; Viridiplantae; Streptophyta; Magnoliopsida; Malpighiales; Euphorbiaceae
Product: receptor-like protein kinase FERONIA
Exons: 1
Coding region: 56-2674 (872 amino acids)
Biological process (GO): protein phosphorylation
Molecular function (GO): protein kinase activity; ATP binding
Source: RefSeq, a predicted model, not a curated record